Messenger RNA from Macrosiphum euphorbiae (potato aphid), 1605 nucleotides. NCBI's taxonomy places the organism in Eukaryota, Metazoa, Arthropoda, Insecta, Hemiptera, Aphididae. The record is from the annotation of a GenBank genome assembly.
AUGCCCGCGAGGAUGUGCACUGUGUCCUCUUCUAAUAUCAAUCCUCAUAAUAUAUCAAUACUCACCCACCCACUAGCUUCUCUCCCCGAUUUCGAACAAACACCUCCUCCAAAUUACCGCCCCGAAAUUCCCAUCACUCUCUUUAAUAAAUCUCACAAUGCUCUCUUAGAUUCUGGCGCAACUGUCUCUGCUAUCUCUGAAGACCUUUUUAAAAUAUUAAAUCAAAAUUCUGACCCAAACGCAAUUCCCCUCUUUCCCCUCACAGGCAUUCUCUUGACCACGGCACUCAGUCACAAAACAAUUAAAGUAAAAUCUCAAAUCUAUUUAAAUUUUUAUGUUCAAAAUUAUAAAACACACGGUAUAUUUCUAGUUGUUCCCCAAUUGUCUACACCCUUGAUUCUAGGUACCGACUGGUUACUUGAAAACGGGGUGACCAUAGACUACAAUAGCAAGGAAAUCUCCCUCCCCUCUAUCAAAGAUAACAUCCCCUUUAAAUUAAUUCAAGAUAAUGAUCCAAAUAGCUUAGUUAAUUCGUUAAAAAAUAUUAUUGUCACUAAUGAUCCUUUCACCAUGUACGAAGGUCCUUCUCACUUAAUAAAUCAAACCUAUCCAUUCGAAACAGAAAAAAAUAUUGCCCUUAAUGACAUUCCCCUUAAUGAUUCUCAACACAAAUUAAUGACCUCCCUCCUUCAAAAAUAUGAUCACAUUUUCAAAGACAAACCCGGCCUUCACACUUUCUUCUCUUAUAAAUUUAAUAUUAAACCUCAUGACCCCUAUAAAAUUAAACCGUACCCUGUACCCUUCUCUCGUCGUCCCGCCGUACAAAAAGAAAUUGACAAGAUGAUUAAGUGGGGGGUUAUCGAAAGAUCAGAUUCCCCGUACAAUAAUCCCCUUGUUACUGUAAUAAAAGCUGACGGCACACUACGUUUGUGCUUGGACGCUCGUAAAUUAAAUACUAUUAUUCUCCCCACUCGAGACGCUUCCCCCCCAAUCGAUGAUAUCCUAGCAAAAUUUAAUAAUAAAUCCUUUUUCUCUUCUCUUGAUUUUUCCUCUGGCUAUUGGCAAAUCCCACUCGACCCCUCGGUUCGUCAGUACACCAGUUUCCUCUACGACGGAAGGUCCUACCAAUUUUGUGUAGUGCCUUUUGGGUUAAAUAUUUCCAAUGCAGCCUUUGGGAAAGGAUUAGAAGCCGCCCUAAAUAAUUAUACUAGCCCCUGUCCCUCCCCUAAUGACAUUCAUACCUACGUCGACGACAUAUUAGUAUCCUCCCCUUCUUUCGAAACACACCUUGAGACUCUAGAGUGGAUUUUUCACAAAAUCUCUCUAGCAGGCCUCACUCUAAAAUUUAAAAAAUGUCACUUCAAUAAAAAACAAAUUAAAUUUCUCGGUCACUUUAUAUCCCCUACCGGUAUGAUCAUGGACCCCGACAAAGUUAACGCCCUUCAAAAUUUUCCCGAACCUCGUAAUAAAAAGAUCUCCAAUCGUUUUUCGGCUUCUGUAACUUCUAUCGUAAAUUCUCACAAAAUCAUUCUUCUCUCUUACACCCCCUUUCUCAUCUCAUUUGUAAAGACACCCCCUGGAUAUUCACCGAACAAGAUAAAAUAG